Molecule: messenger RNA, 947 nt
Organism: Ceratosolen solmsi marchali
Lineage: Eukaryota; Metazoa; Arthropoda; Insecta; Hymenoptera; Agaonidae
Product: tRNA dimethylallyltransferase, mitochondrial-like
Exons: 8
Coding region: 57-947 (296 amino acids)
Biological process (GO): tRNA modification
Cellular component (GO): mitochondrion
Molecular function (GO): zinc ion binding; tRNA dimethylallyltransferase activity; nucleic acid binding
Source: RefSeq, a predicted model, not a curated record
CUAAAAUAACUUGUAAGGAUGUUUUAGAUAAUAGAAUAAAUAAAAGAGUGGACUCGAUGAUGGAAGCUGGUUUGAUUCAGGAGCUUCAGGACUUUCAUGAAAGAUACAAUAAAGAUCGUAUGAAAAAAAAUGAGUUGCCUGAUUAUACAAAAGGUAUCUUCCAAUCGAUUGGUUUCAAGGAAUUUCACAAAUACCUUAUUUUACCCGAAGAGAAAAAAGACACAGUAUUGGGCCAAAAACUAUUAAAUGGAGCCAUUGAGACUUUGAAGCAGGUUACGAAGAGAUACGCCAGAAGACAGAACAAGUGGGUGAAGAACAGAUUAUUGCGAAGACUGGACCGACAGGUGCCGCCAGUUUACUCAUUGGACAGCACCAAUGUGGAGCAAUGGGAAAGCGAGGUUUAUGGGAAAGCGGUGGAAAUCGUAUUGGCAGUUAUGGUGGGCGAAAAGCCGCAUAACCCGCCGAUGAGUAUCGAUAUUAACAAUGCGAAAUACACCGACAGCAGUAACGUUAAGAGGCAUUUCUGCGAGGUUUGCCAGAAAACUCUUUUUACCGAUGAACAGUGGAUUGCGCAUUUACAUGGGGGGAGACAUACGAGGACGGUGAAGAAGCUUAAGAAAUUGGAAAAACAGGAUGGAUGUGGCGAGGACGACCCUGCCAAACGGUCAACAAAGACGGGCAAUAAACACGAACAUACCGAGAACGUUCUCGCGAUGUCAUUGUUGGUGCUCAUGAUUAAUUAUAUGCUGCUAUUUCCAAGAAAUAUUGUUUUCUUCUUAUUUCUUGGAACCGCUGUUCUUAUUCCACUUUGUAAUGUCGAGAUGCAUGUAGAAGGAAUGAAAAUGUGGCGCCAAAGGAAAAAAAGUAAAAAACAAGCAUAUGAUUUGGUUUACAUUGAGAUGUUUCAGAUAUUUUACAUAAUGAAGAGUGAUGAGAUCCGGGGCUGA